GGCAAUUCCUUUUCACAUAGCCACAGUCUUUGAUGAUCCUGAUGAUGUAAAUUGGGCGUGGAACAAACUUCUUACCGAUUCAAUUGAACGCCACGCUCCAUUGAGACAAUGUACUAUUCGUGGCAAUCAAGUGCCCUUUUUGACAAAGGAGCUUCGGAAAUCGAUUAUGACGCGUAAUCGUCUUCACAAAAAAUUCCUAAACUCAAGAUCACCUGAGGAUUGGGAAAAUUAUCGUAUGCAAAGAAAUUAUGCUGUCAGCUUACGCCGCCGUUGUAUUAAAAAUUAUUUCAAAAACGAAGCCCACGAGGGAGCAAGGAACCCCGAGUUUUCUG
This is a messenger RNA of Paramuricea clavata, 332 nucleotides long. The record is from the annotation of a GenBank genome assembly. NCBI's taxonomy places the organism in Eukaryota, Metazoa, Cnidaria, Anthozoa, Malacalcyonacea, Plexauridae.